Molecule: messenger RNA, 1841 nt
Organism: Manduca sexta (tobacco hornworm)
Lineage: Eukaryota; Metazoa; Arthropoda; Insecta; Lepidoptera; Sphingidae
Product: endoplasmic reticulum resident protein 29
Biological process (GO): protein secretion
Cellular component (GO): endoplasmic reticulum; endoplasmic reticulum lumen
Source: RefSeq, a predicted model, not a curated record
AAGUUUAUUUUAUUUACAACUUUUUUAUUAUAUUGAAGUAAAUGGUGUAAUAGAGGACAAUUCGCUUCCAAACAAUCAACAAACCUCUACACUAACCGGCACAUUUGGACCAAUAGGAAAGGCACACGGUCCGAAGUUCGCGGAGUGGGGAUAAACAUCGUUUCGGAUUACGUACAUAGUAUUCAAACGUAGAAACAAGUAACAUUUUUAACACUUUUAAAAAUACCAUGAAAUAGUGAAAUACUUGAAUAAUAUAAAUCAAUUAAAAAAGUCUACAAACAUACAAUUAAAGUUUCUUGUUUUAUGCAAAGGUUGGUCUCCAAUUUAUUUUAUUAAACAACGUACCUAAAUCGUACAGUCUACUUGACAAAAAAAAGUGUAAAUGAAAACAGAUUGAAUAGCCGAUCGCCGAUGUCAAUAAAUUCGCGCUGUGAAUUUGCUUUUGCUAAACAAUAUACUGAACUCAGUAAAGUACACAACGUUAUACAAAGUGGAAUAUUCUGGUAACUGACUGCUUUAAUAAAGUGAAAAUGUAUACUUAUUUAUUUAUCCUCUGUGUCAUUUUCACGACUCCAUCGGCUCAUACAGCCUCGGCUGCCAGUGGCUCUGUAGAAUUAGAUGAGAUUUCUUUUAAUAAAAUAAAAAAGUUCGAUGCGGCCCUCGUGAAAUUCGACGUUGCAUUUCCGUACGGCGACAAACACGAAGCAUUUGUGGCGCUCGCAAAAGAUUCCAAAGAUGUCGAUGAACUUUUGAUCGCUGAAGUUGGCGUGAAAGAUUACGGUGAAAAGGAUAACGAAGCUCUGGCAAAGAAGUACGGGGCUAGCAAAGACAACUUCCCAGUAGUGAAACUGUUCGUGAAGGGUAAAAGUGAACCAAUUCCAUUUGAUGACUCGCAAGGUUUUAACAGCGAUGAACUGCGGCGAUUUGUACGCGUUAACACUGGCAUAUACUUAAGCUUGCCAGGCUGCGUGCGGGAACUCGACAGUUUGGCUACAAAAUUCAUGAAAGCUAAAGAUGAUGAGAGAAAGAGCGUGCUAAAGGACACUGUGGCGGCCGCUGAAAAAUUAGGAAGCAAGGAUGCAAGUUCCAGUAAGAUUUACAAGACAAUCAUGGAAAAGAUCAUUGAAAAGGGUGAUGAGUUUGUCAAGACGGAGUAUGAAAGGGUAAAGAAAUUGCUCAAUGGAAAAGUUUCUGAUGAGAAGAAGAAAUUGCUGCUCAUCCGAAUCAACAUACUACAAUCAUUCCAACUAUUUGAGAAACAAGUCAAACCCACAAAACAGGAACUAUGAUCACAUUAUUAAAUAUAGAUAUUUAUUUUCGUAACAUUUACUUAAUUAGCAUAAAUUUUAUUGGGGAAUGUCCAGUAUAUCCCGUUGGAAGAAUUUAUGAUGUGUUACUUAGUUAAAUACUGAAUUAAUGGCAGAAGACACUUGAUGUCAAUGGUUUUAUCACUCUUAGGUCAUUUCUUGGUAGCUGACAAUGGCAAUUCCUAAAUGUAACAUUCCUACUUAAGUUAGUUAGUAAAUAAAUUAUUCCAGCAAUAAUAAUAAAUGUAUAUAGUUCACAUAUUAUUGCACAUUAAGACAUGUUUGUUUCAAACUAUUUGUUAAUAUAUGUGUUUUCAAUACUAGAUCACAAAUUAUAUUUAUAUAGAUAAUCUAUAAAUCUUGUGAACUAAAUUGCCGAAACUCUUAUAUUACUACAUAGUUGGAAAAAUGCGCAAGUCUGUUUGUAUAUUAUGUCUGUUACCUGUGUGAAGCAAUUUUAUGAUUAAGAGACUGUGUUUACAAAAGUAUUGAUGCACCCUGCAAGUGUGAAUGCAAUAAAAUAUAAAAUGAUAA